AUGGCUGAGCAAUUGCGAUACGAUGGCCAGGUGGUCGUCGUCACCGGUGCAGGCGGUGGCCUGGGCAAGGUGUACGCCCUCUUCUUCGCCUCGCGGGGCGCCAGCGUCGUCGUCAACGACCUGGGCGGCUCCUUCAAGGGCGAGGGCAACUCGACAAAGGCCGCCGACGUGGUCGUCGACGAGAUCAAAAAGGCCGGCGGCAAGGCCGUCGCCAACUACGACAGCGUCGAGAACGGCGAACGCAUCAUCGAGACCGCCAUCAAGGCCUUUGGCCGCAUCGACAUCCUCCUCAACAACGCCGGCAUCCUCCGCGACGUCAGCUUUAAGAACAUGUCCGACCAGGACUGGGACCUCAUCAACCGCGUCCACGUCAAGGGCGCCUAUAAGUGCGCCCGCGCCGCCUGGCCGCACUUCCGCAAGCAAAAGUACGGUCGUGUCAUCAACACAGCCUCGGCUGCUGGCUUGUUUGGCAACUUUGGCCAGACCAACUACUCGUCCGCCAAGCUCGCCAUGGUCGGCUUCACAGAGACCCUCGCCAAGGAGGGCGUCAAGUACAACAUUAUCUGCAACGUUAUCGCACCCAUUGCCGCCAGCCGCAUGACCGAGACCGUCAUGCCCCCGGAUGUGCUCAACAACCUGCGCCCCGACUGGGUCGUGCCCCUCGUCGCUGUCCUUGUCCACAAGAACAACACCACCGAGACGGGCGGCAUCUUCGAGGUCGGCGCGGGCGCCAUGGCCAAGCUCCGCUGGGAGCGCUCGAGCGGUCUGCUCCUCAAGGCCGACGACUCGUACACCCCUGGCGCCGUCCUCAAGAAGUGGAACAAGGUCGUCGACUUUUCCAACCCCCAGUACCCCACAGGCCCCAACGACUUCAUGACCCUCCUCGAGGAGUCGAUGAAGAUGGGCCCCAACGAGCAGGGCGAGAAGCUCGACUUCUCCGGCAAGGUCGCGCUCAUCACGGGUGCCGGUGCGGGCAUCGGCCGCGCCUACGCGCUGGCGUUCGCCAAGCACGGCGCCUCCAUUGUCGUCAACGACCUCGCCAACCCCGACACCGUCGUCGAGGAGAUCAAGAAGCUCGGCGGCAAGGCGGUCGGUGUCAAGGCCUCGGCCGAGGACGGUGACACCGUCGUCAAGGCCGCCAUUGAUGCCUUUGGCCGCAUCGAUAUCCUCGUCAACAAUGCCGGCAUCCUGCGCGACAAGGCCUUCACCAACAUGGACGACAACCUGUGGGACCCCGUCAUGAACGUGCACCUGCGCGGCACCUACAAGACGACCAAGGCUGCGUGGCCCUACUUCCUCAAGCAAAAGUACGGACGCGUGCUCAACACCACCUCGACGAGCGGUAUCUACGGUAACUUUGGCCAGGCCAACUACGCGGCGGCGAAAUGCGGCAUCCUGGGCUUCUCGCGCGCCCUCGCGGCCGAAGGCGCCAAGUACAACAUCAACGUCAACACCAUUGCGCCCAACGCCGGCACCGCCAUGACCGCGACCAUUAUGCCCGAGGAGAUGGUCCAGGCUUUCAAGCCCGACUACAUUGCGCCCGUCGUCCUCGCCCUCUGCAGCGACAAGUGUCCCGACCCGACCAACGGCCUCUACGAGGUCGGCAGCGGCUGGGUCGGCAAGACGCGCUGGCAGCGCGCCGGCGGCCAUGGCUUCCCCGUCGACGUCGACCUCGUCCCCGAGGAGGUCCUCAAGCACUGGAAGGCCAUUGUCGACUUUGACAGCCCCAAGGUCGACCACCCGGAGAAGAUGCAGGACUCGCUGUCCAAGGUCAUGGCCAACAUGGAGAACAAGCGCAACAAGUCCCCUGCCUCCUCCUCCCCCUCCAGUCAGGAGCCUGCCAGCGAGCACCUCGCUGCCAUCCAGGAAGCCGUCAAGAAGGAGGGCCACCCAACCGAGUACAGCUUCACAGACCGCGACACUAUCCUCUACAACCUCGGCGUGGGCGCCAAGAGCACCGACCUCAAGUACGUCUUUGAGGGCGCCGAGGAUUUCCAGGUCCUGCCCACCUUUGGCGUCAUCCCCCCAUUCAACGCCGAGAUGCCGUUCGACUACGACACCAUUGUCCCCAACUUCAACCCCAUGAUGCUCCUCCACGGCGAGCAGUACCUCGAGGUGCGCAAGUGGCCCCUCCCCACCGCCGCUCAGCUCUCCUCCAAGGCGCGCCUGCUCGAGGUCGUCGACAAGGGCUCCGCCGCCAUCCUCAAGAGCGGCGUCACCACCACCCUCGCCGAGACGGGUGAAGAGGUCUUCUACAACGAGAUGACCGUCUUCCUCCGCGGCUGCGGCGGCUUUGGCGGACCCAAGCGCGGCGCCGACCGCGGGCCCGCCACCGCCCCCAACGCUGUCCCCAACCGCCACCCCGACGUCGUCGUCGAGGCCAAGACGAGCGAGGACCAGGCCGCCAUCUACCGGCUCAGCGGAGACUACAACCCGCUCCACGUCGACCCUGCCUUUGCCAAGAUGGGCGGCUUCAAGGCACCCAUCCUCCACGGCCUGUGCACCUUUGGCUUCGCGGGCAAGGCCGUCUACGAGCGCUUCGGCGCCUUCAAGAACAUCAAGGUGCGCUUCGCCGGGCCCGUCAUCCCCGGCCAGACGCUGGUCACCGAGAUGUGGAGGGAUGGCGGCAAGGUCACCUUCCAGGUCAAGGUCAAGGAGACGGGCAAGCCGUGCAUUGCCGGGGCGGCGGCGGAGCUCAUGGACGCCAGCCAGAGCAAGAUCUGA
Molecule: messenger RNA, 2724 nt
Organism: Emericellopsis cladophorae
Lineage: Eukaryota; Fungi; Ascomycota; Sordariomycetes; Hypocreales; Bionectriaceae
Product: Peroxisomal hydratase-dehydrogenase-epimerase-like protein
Exons: 3
Coding region: 1-2724 (907 amino acids)
Molecular function (GO): oxidoreductase activity
Source: RefSeq, a predicted model, not a curated record